Molecule: messenger RNA, 846 nt
Organism: Drosophila grimshawi
Lineage: Eukaryota; Metazoa; Arthropoda; Insecta; Diptera; Drosophilidae
Product: antigen 5 like allergen Cul n 1
Exons: 3
Coding region: 5-790 (261 amino acids)
Source: RefSeq, a predicted model, not a curated record
CAGCAUGCAUCAGUGUUGCAAGCACUUACUCGCCACAGUUUCGUUGCUGUUGCUGCAGCAAGUCUACUGCCAAAACGAAACUACAAAUUAUUGUCAAACAGGACUGUGCCCCACACUUAAGAAGCACAUUGCCUGCAAAGCCAAAGUGGGUAUGAGCAAAGUCUGUCCGUCCGCACAGCAACUGAAUCUUACCCAGCAUCAGCCACUCAUUCUCACUCAGCAUAACUUGCAACGUAAUGUGCUUGCCUCUGGCAAGUUAGAGAACUUCAAGAUGCCCGAAAAAAUGGCCACAAUUCAGUGGAAUGAGGAAUUGCAGCAGCUGGCGCAGCUUAAUGUAAUGCAAUGUGAACUGCACUAUGAUCAAUGCCACAACACUCUUGAGUUUCGGAAUUCCGGUCAAAAUGUGGCAAUGCAAAACGCUUCCGAUAGAACGGAUGAGGACCUGAUCAAGGAUAGCAUUGAUCGCUGGUGGGAUCAGUACAAAAACAUAACACGGGAGCAAGUGGAACACUUUCCCAAAGAACCCAAGGUUUUCGAGUCCUUUCGCAAUUUUGCUGUGAUGGCACGCGAUAACAACACACAUGUGGGUUGUGCAGCCACACGAUAUACCAAAGGACAGGCACAACUCUUUCUAAUGGCUUGCAACUAUGCAAGCAACUUUAUACCUGAUCGUGCUCUAUAUAGACCAAAAAGUUUGAACUGCCAGAACGGCUUUGACAGAACUUAUCUCGCAUUGUGUAAGAUUGGCGAGCAGUACAGAGAUAUUGAGCCACUGGAGCCCAACAAGUAGGGAAACUAAACAAACAAAAUAAAUACAUUUAUAAAUAAACUAUGAAUAAAUAUUGU